AUGUCUUCGCCCGCGCCCCUGCGCUCGAAGCACAACCCGAACGCGGGGUCGAACAUCGACUACUCGAUGACGAGCCCGCUCGAGGAGACUGGUUCGAACUUCCCGUGCAAGGGUUACCUCUCGGACGCCGAUGGCAAGCAGUCCGUCGCCAAGUGGCAGGCGGGUUCGAGCCAGCAGGUGACUCUCGAGGGCAGCGCGAUUCACAACGGUGGCUCCUGCCAGCUGUCCAUCUCUGAGGACGGCGGCUCGACGUUCAAGGUCAUCAAGUCUUUCAUGGGCAACUGCCCGUCCGCGGCGGGUGUCACCCUCAACGUCGAUAUCCCCAAGGACGUCAAGGACGGCGACGUCAUCUUCGCCUGGACCUGGAACAACAACACCGGCAACCGCGAGUUCUACAUGAACUGCGCCAUCGUCACCAUCGAGGGCGGAGGUGCUGGCCUCAGCUCGUACCCGGACAUGUUCGUCGCCCAGCUCUCCGCCGUCAACUCCUGCACCGUCCCCGAGGGUGUCGAUGUCGAGUACCCGAACCCCGGUGAGCAGGUCGAGCGCGUCGAGGGCAAGCUCGGUGCCCCCGUCGGCGACUGCGGUGCCUCCUCCGGCGGCUCGCCCCCUGCCACCUCCGCCUCUGCCCCCGCCUCGACCUCUGCCCCCGCCACCUCCGCGCCUGCCUCGACCUCUGCCCCGGCCUCGACCUCCGCCCCGGCCUCGUCUGCCCCUCCCGCCACCACCUCCGCCGCGCCCCCCGCCGAGACCUCUGCUCCGGCCGGCGGCGACGGCGCGUGCACCGCUGGCGAGGUCCGCUGCGACAGCGAGUCCACCUGGUCCCAGUGCGGCUCCGGCGCGUGGAUCUCGAUGGGCGCCGUCCCCGGUGGCAUGGUCUGCAAGGACGGCCAGAUCACCGCCGCGGCGCGCAAGCGGUCGCUCAACCUCAAGAGCCACCGCCGCCACUGGAACAGCCGCGCGCUCUAA
This is a messenger RNA of Schizophyllum commune H4-8, 969 nucleotides long. RefSeq lists its product as uncharacterized. The record is from RefSeq and is a predicted model, not a curated record. The transcript has 3 exons. Lineage: Eukaryota; Fungi; Basidiomycota; Agaricomycetes; Agaricales; Schizophyllaceae. Bases 1 to 969 code for a protein of 322 amino acids.